Messenger RNA from Perkinsus marinus ATCC 50983, 510 nucleotides. RefSeq lists its product as hypothetical. The annotation marks the transcript as partial. The transcript has a single exon. The record is from RefSeq and is a predicted model, not a curated record. Lineage: Eukaryota; Perkinsozoa; Perkinsida; Perkinsidae.
AUCGAAUACGUUGAUAUUCCUCAAGAUGUGGUUGUCCCCAAGUACGUGGACGUUAUCCAGGAGCAUAAGGUUCCUCAGAGGGUCCAGAAGUACCAGGACAAGAUCAUUGAGGAGGAGGUGUUUCAAACGGUCGAGAAGGUCGUCGAGGUACCUCAGAUCGAGACGGUCGAGCGGUACAUUGAGAUUCCUCGAGAGGAGACGGUCACUGGUGAACAGCGAACGAUAACUACCCAGUUGGAGACUAUUCGCAUCGAGGGUGGUAUUGAACGGCUCCAUGAGCGUGUUGAUGGCACUGCCUAUGAUCCGGAACCGGCCCACAUCUAUACGUCGAUCUCUACUCAUGAUCUCCCUCCUGGGAGCUUGAGUCGGUAUCAGGUACAGCAAUUGGCCCAACAGAAGCAGCAGCAUCGUGAUGAUCAGCGUAUGUCCUCUCCGACACCGGACCAGGGUGUCAAUCAGAAGUCCUUGGCGGAAAUGUUCAACAGUUAUGGUCAGCAGUCCUACUACUAA